GACAAUAAAUAGGAAAAAAAAUAAAUACACAAAAGAAAGCACCUUCUAGUAAAGUGUAGUAAAGUGAGCAAGACCUAAAAGUUUCCGUUAUGCCUAUUGAAGGUCGAAAUACUGUUAUAAAUGAGAUGCCAAAUUUGACAAACGAAAAUAUAUAUAUGAAAAAUUCAAAUAAUGUAAUAAAAAAAAUAAAAAAAAUUCGUGAAGAUGGAAUUGAUAAACUUCAAGUCGUCAGCGAUUUUGACCUUACAAUGACCAAACAGCAUGUCAAUGGAAAAGAUGUUUUAAGUAGUUUUGGUAUUUUUUAUAGAUGUAAACAACUACCACAGACCAUUAAAGAUUCAUCGACAAUUCUUUAUCAAAAAUACCGUCCAAUAGAAGUAGAUCCACAUUUGGCCCUUGAUGAAAAAAUCAGGGCAAUGGAAGAUUGGAUGCAAAAGACUGAAACUAUGCUUCAAGGUAUUGAUUUUGACAAGUCUGAAAUUAAUGAAGUUGCUAAAAUCUAUGGAACAUCUUUAAGAGAUGGUACUAUGCCUUUAAUCCAGCGGCUUAAUGUAGCAAACGUUCCAGUAUUAGUAUUUAGUGCUGGACUUGGUGACGUCGUAAAGGCUGUUCUUGAAAAUCACAAUAUUCUGUUAGACAACGUAAAAAUAAUAUCGAACUUCUUAAAAUUUAAAAAUAAUAAAAUAGAUGGUUUUAAGAAUGAUCCAUUAAUUCAUGUUUUCAAUAAAAACGAAAAGGCAUUGGAUCCAGACUAUUUUAAAGUACUCGAAGACAGGACUAAUGUAAUACUGAUGGGAGAUAUGACUGGUGAUGCUACGAUGGCUGAUGGAGUUAAAUUAGCUGAAACGAUUCUUAAAAUUGGCUUUUUAUAUGAUAAUGUCCAGCAGAAAUUACCAUCUUACAUGGAUGCGUUCGAUAUCGUACUGGUUGAUGAUCAGACGAUGAAUGUUGCGACCGAUAUUUUACAACAAAUGCUGUAACGAUAUUUAAAGUUAAUUUUUCUUUACAAUCUUUGAAAUUAAUUUGUAAUAUAAAGUUUGGUCAAAUGCACACACUUGUAUUUUUGUUUCGAAUUUAUAAAAUAAAGAAGAUUUUAUAAGUUAUAUCUUUAUUUUUCUAAACUUAUAAUCUAAUGCAUGAAAAAUAUCAACACAAACCUAAAAAUACGUAAGGUUUACCCAUUUAUUGAGUAUAGCUCCGUUCCGACACGAGCUAUUCGGUUAUAUAAUUGUUUUCACCGUAAUUAAUUUCUGUCUUUAUUGAAAAGAAAAAAAAAAAGGCUGAUAGAUCUGAUAGGUUGUUAAAAUCACCUGUAAACAA
Messenger RNA from Aphidius gifuensis, 1320 nucleotides. RefSeq names its product 7-methylguanosine phosphate-specific 5'-nucleotidase (gene cN-IIIB). The transcript has 5 exons. Gene Ontology annotation, molecular function: magnesium ion binding; 5'-nucleotidase activity. Gene Ontology annotation, cellular component: cytoplasm. The record is from RefSeq and is a predicted model, not a curated record. The coding region runs from base 90 to 980 and encodes 296 amino acids. NCBI's taxonomy places the organism in Eukaryota, Metazoa, Arthropoda, Insecta, Hymenoptera, Braconidae.